AUGGACUCCAAAGACAAGAAACCUGAUUCUUCAGAGACACCGCCAGGCACCAUGACCAAGCUGAUCAGUCUCAUUAUACAAGUAACUCCUUUUACCAUCGAGAACGCUUCUAAUGAGAAUAAAGCCGUCCGCUUUGCGCUUCAGAUCCGAGGUGCCACAGUCAGAACCCUGCGCGUCGCACAUGGCCGGUGGGCAAACCCUGACGAAUACGACACUUUUCCGGAUGAGUCGGAACCUGUGCUUCGGUCAAACGCAAGUGGCCCCUACAGUAUAGUAGAAAGAGAGCGUGAAAGAAGUCCUGAUGAGCCCUUGCAACAAGAUGGUAUUACCGUAACAAAUGCCGUAAAAGGCGAGGCUGUGAUCGCAGUCUUCCACAAUGGCGAACUCCUCCAAUUGGAUGGUACAGCUUCGGUUCCUAUCCGUAAUCCUUAUGAUACUGACAGCGAUGACGAGGAUAGCGACGGCCUAAAUGGCGACACCCAAAGCAAGUCUGACCAAACAGCCCCGUCAGCUUCUUCCGGAGUCCUUCGGAUUCCCUCCAAAGGGGUUCAAAAGCUUGUCUUGCAAUACAAAUUGCAAUCCCAUAGCGGUGAAGAGCCUCGGAGUCCAAAUCGUCUGGAUGUGGAGACUUUCCUGAAGACUGACCAGUCCAGAAAUUGGUCUUUCAAGGAAGACCAUGAACUCAACUCAAUUUUCAGAAGGUAUCUCGAACACAUCUUGUGUCUUUGCCUGGUUGAUGUUACGCCUGGCCCAGGCGAAGAACGUCGCAUCCCAUUCAUGAACGACAUCACGUUGGAGUCAGAAUCGACACCGCUUGGUGAUUUCUAUAUCUUCCGUUAUCUCCUGUUCAUGUACCAACUCUUAAAGAAAGAUGAUUAUAUCUCCACACAUCCCAUAUGUCAGAAUCGGGACAAAGAUGCCUCGAGCUUUGAGAAAGCUGAAUUGCAAGCUCGCAUCAAGGAAGCCUGUAUAGGGCAUUUGCGGUGGUGCUUCGAAGAGAGUGUCUUUCUGGCCCGUCAGAGCUGGCCUGCUUCUCCAAAAACAGAAAGUGACAACAACAAACUAGACGAGAAACCGAGUGCGCAGUUCUUUGUUGGAAGCUUACAAAUGCUCAAGCUGUCCGAAUUCUCUCGAGUGUUCGAAGGAGAAGGGAAGCUGGUGAAGGCAUGUUUACAAAUGGGAACUAAGUUGUGGCUUGACGCGCUGGAUGCAGAACGAGAUGAGAGGUCGAGACUAUGGUACAAAGACACAAGGAAGACCUAUAUCGCAUGGGGGGGCCGUCGCGGAGAGGGUUCGGAAUGGCUCCAUUUUCCGGAAUAUCGUUUAGGAGAUCUCAUCUACACCUGGAAGGCCCUCAAGUCCCUAGAAGCUAUGUCGGUUGAAUUCAAAGAUGAUACAAACGACUCACCAGACACUCUGGAACGACUGGAGGACUUGAAGUUACGAGCCCACGACGUACGAGAAACCAUUCUGCAGUGCUUUGCAUAUCAACCUCAAGACGCUCGUUCUACUAAUAGUAAUCAUAUAGUCGAUCGUUCGAACCGGCGAGAUCCUGGACAUGCUGUGGCAAAGAACGGAUCGGCUCCCGUGUCUUUUGCCAUUGCUGUACGGCGGUCUCGCGAGAGGGACAGACGGCUAUUUUAUGCCAAAGACUCGAUGCUUCAUGAUGGUAUCACGUGGGAUUUCUUCAAGAAUGACAUCCAAUUCGAGGCGUACAGCGCAAAGAAUGAGCCCACAAAGGUGGAUGUACAGCUUUCAUGGCAGAAGACAAUGCAGGCACAAGGCAUUGACCAUGAGACCACCUGGAAGAAACCACUUCGGUAUGCAUUGGCCAUUAUAAUGGCGAGUCAUCAUAUAUCCUUGGACGACUCCAAAUCCCCAGACGAGCUUGCAGAGCUUUCUUGGAAGAGGCUUCCCAGAUGUGUUAUGUCUCAUGGGCUAUUUGCUAAUCAGCUGGACCGGGACACAAAGCUUCCACGAUUGUUGAGACCCUUGUACUCUUCUGACAAACCACACAGUCCUUGGGCGACAUGGGAGCUAGCGACACUGAUGUUGGUCAGAAGGUUCAAGAAUUUGGAUCUCGAGAUAUUAAGAGAUGUAACGCUCCCAGUCCCACGCGAAGAAUCUGCGUCUCAAGAUGAGGAUGAAGAUACCAAGCGAGGAACUACAGAGAGGAAAACAAUGUCUUUUCAGCCGCCAGACGGUAGUAUCUCUGAGAAAAUGAGGUCUGCCCUGAUGAAAAAGGUUAUUCUAGAGAAGAGGAGAACAAGCUCCCACAAGAAGGUGGACUUCAAGCAGGUGUCUGACCCAAAAGAGAGACGGGCAAAAGAGUGGUUGUAUCCCUACCCGGACUUCAUCACUAAGCGGCCUCCUUACGACUCCAUGAAGGAAGAAUACGAUGGAAUGGAGCACCGUCUCGAGAUCGAUCUUCAGAAUCGCCUAACUGAUAAUCAUCGAACGAAGUUCAAAAGUAUAUUAGCCAGAGGGUUUGAGAAGUGGAGCCAGGAAAAAUCAUUUAGCGCUGGCAACUACAGCGCUGUUGUUGUCGACGUAGGUCAACACAAACGAAACGACCCAGAUAUUGACUGGUAUGAUGCGGAAGACCUAGACGGUCACCUUCGUCGAGCUCGCAGCAUACAUGACGCUAAGAAGAGGUUUCACUUUCUUGGACCCUUGGAAGUCGAACACGCCCUUAUGCUUUAUUUGGCGACUCCAAGGAAAGAGAGGCACCAUAUGGCACGUUUCUACAUACGUCACAGCAGUUAUUCAAGCCAUAUACAUGAAGAUGUCCAUCCUCUUGCAGACGCAUGGACAACUGAACUUCACCUCAGCUUUUUCCAACUGGCCAACAUGGAAGAGAAACCGCGUACCUAUAUUCCGGAAGACCCCCGUAACGAGGAAAAUCUUGAAGAAGAAGCAAGAAGUGAUCAUGUCUGUGACAGGCAUCAACGAGCCUUCCCCCAGAUAUUCAAGGGCUCGAAACGCGCUUUUCUCAAAAAAGCGUCACUGAGUUAUCGUUUCGUUGGAGAUAUGGGUGACAAAUUCUGGACCGGCUAUCUAUUGACCCAUCUUCCCGCAGAUUCGGAGAUUCUCCCAAAAGCCGAUGACUACCAUGGCUUUAGAGAUAUACAAGAAUGGUUUCAUGAAGACAGGAAGAUAGACCAGAGGAAGGUUCUUGAGCCCUUCCUCGUGGAGAAAAUGGUGGCCGAGCUGUUUCAAAGCACCGAUAAAAUUCUCAAAACUAUUGACGAUUGGCUCAAUCCAGAGAUAGAUGUCUCGGAAGACGGAAAGGCAUUGACUCAGCCGAAAGUUUCCAAGGCCGAUGACCGAUUCGUGGAUGUACAAUAUAAUCGGUCCGCCAUCUGUCUUGACCUUGACGCUACCCUUCGUAUACUUCGUCGUCUAUCCAAAGCAAACGUUGACUCUCUCAGCCAAUGGGCCAAGCGGGAACAAACCCGAAGUUUUCAACCACGGUGGUCUGAGAAGGACGAAUUCAAAUUUCGAGAGCUGAUCGACUUCCAGAAACGACGUGCCGAGCAACAAAUCUCUCGGGUAAAUGACCAAUUCCGACGGAUUCAGGAUUCCAUCGAGCAAGUCAGAACUCAUCGGCAAGAGCUGAUCAACAAUAUCAAUCUUGCUGAAUCGCGGACUGCAGCACAUGAGUCGGAAAACAUUCGAAUAUUUACCUACGCCACGGUGAUCUUUUAUCCGCUGAGCUUCGUGGCAAGUCUUUUCAGCAUGCAAGGCCCGCCCAACCACAUCACGACUCCGCUCUUCCUUCAAGCUACUGCGAUUGCAUUGGUGAUCACGCUACUGAUGGUUUUCAAUGCUGAAAUUCUUGCAUGGCCAAUUCGAAGACUCAGGUACAUCGUAAGCCGCAGUGCACGAGAAAGAAUGGGGAGAACACCCAACACAUUCCCAGUGACUUGGGAAAAGACUCUGGAUCACAUCAAAGAUGCUGAAGAGCAUGACAUCUUACACGAUCAUGAAAUGCCGAAAUGGCCGAGGAGCAAAUUCGUUUAUCUUCUAUUCUUGGUCGUCUACUUCUUCGUUGACUUUCCAGCAUCUCGUAUUGUGCUCGCAUACGAAUCAGUCACGAAAUCUGAGGCCGGUUCUCCAUAUCAUGCAACCCUAGCUGUUGUGCGGAUUUUCAUUGCACUCAUAUUAUCGCCAGUGUUCGUGGUCUCUUGGACUAUCUUGGUAAUCUGGAGCCUACUCUGCUGGACCCUGACCAAGGUCUGGACAGUGCCACUCAGACGAUGGAAUGAGGUCCAAGAGCAGAGUAACAAAAAGCAAAAUGAUCACCUCAGGGAGAAAUUCGAAGCUGACGCCAAAGCCGAAGCCGAGGCGGAAGCCAAGGCCAAAGAAAAGGCCAAAGAGCAGGACGGAGCGAAAGACGAUGACCGGGAAUCGACAGACCCUGUUCCGCGGGGAGAGAAAACAAAUAAGAAGGAAAAGCCAAAGACGGUGGAUGAGCGCAUCGAUGACACGCGCAAGAAAGAACGUAAGGAGAAGGAUGAUCGGAUCCGGCAGCACGUCAAGCUGCUCAUCAAUCCUCCGGAGCUUUACGAGCGCAUGGAGCACAACGCUUUAAGGUUGAGGAGAAAAAAAAAACGAGAGGGUGAAGACGAUACCACGUCUUCUCGUACAUCUCGCAAGGCCAGCGCGACGGACCUGCUCCCGAGUGAUGAGAACGGCGCCGUAUCCGCGACACAAAACCACAAUCCAGUGCGCAGAUCAGUGUGGCGCCUCAUAUUCGGCAGGCCUGAGAGAAAACAGGACGACGAAAGGUUGGUGGAAGGACGAGACAAGUAG
Molecule: messenger RNA, 4815 nt
Organism: Letharia columbiana
Lineage: Eukaryota; Fungi; Ascomycota; Lecanoromycetes; Lecanorales; Parmeliaceae
Exons: 10
Coding region: 1-4815 (1604 amino acids)
Biological process (GO): transmembrane transport; metal ion transport
Cellular component (GO): membrane
Molecular function (GO): metal ion transmembrane transporter activity
Source: RefSeq, a predicted model, not a curated record